AUGAGCUCAACCAGCGUGCUCAUCUUGUCGCUUGUCGCUUCAACGUUGGGAAAUGAUUUCCAAAUAGAUCCAAAUGGAUAUGUCGUCUUUUGCCCGUGUAUGGGACGAUUUGGGAAUCAGGUCGACCAACUACUCGGAGUCAUGCAGUUUACCAAAUAUCUCGACAGGACAUUAGUUCUUCCAAACUUCAUCGAGUACCCCUACCCGGAUACGGUAACGUCACAGCGCAUAGGAGGUCUCAUUAACGGUUAA
This is a messenger RNA of Cooperia oncophora, 252 nucleotides long. The record is from the annotation of a GenBank genome assembly. Lineage: Eukaryota; Metazoa; Nematoda; Chromadorea; Rhabditida; Trichostrongylidae.